AUGGCUGAAACGGAACAAUUGUCCAAAAAUGAACUAAAACGCCGCUUGAAGGCCGAACAAAAAGCCAAAGAAAAGGCCGAAAAGGAAGCUUCCAAGGCAGCAACUACCCCCGCUGCCGGCAGCACGGAAGGCAAAAAGAAACCCUCAUCGGCCCUAGAUGAGGAAAUUUCACCAAAUGAAUAUUUCAAAUUGCGUUCGGCUGCAGUAAAUGAGUUGAAAAAAUCCCCCGAUACUCAUCCCUAUCCACAUAAGUUCCAUGUUAGUAUAUCACUGGAAAAUUACAUUAAUAAAUAUGGUAAUCUCAAGGAAGGUGAAAUGUUGGAAAAUGAACAGUUGAGUAUUGCUGGUCGUGUCCAUGCCAUUCGUGAAUCUGGCGCCAAACUCAUCUUUUACGAUUUGCGUGGUGAAGGUGUUAAACUGCAAGUUAUGGCCAAUGCCAAAUUGUACAAAGAUGAACAAUCAUUUGAAGUCGAUACUGGUAAAAUACGUCGUGGUGAUAUUAUUGGUAUUAAUGGUUUUCCAGUCAAGACCAAAAAAGGCGAAUUAUCAAUUGCACCAAAAGAGAUCACACUUUUGUCUCCCUGUCUGCACAUGUUACCCCAUUUACAUUUUGGCUUGAAAGACAAGGAAACCCGUUAUCGUCAAAGAUAUUUGGAUUUGAUUUUGAACAAUCGUGUUCGCGAAAUUUUCCAAAUUCGUGCCAAGAUCAUUUCCUAUGUCCGUCAAUUCUUAGAUCGCAUGGGUUUCUUGGAAAUUGAAACGCCCAUGAUGAACAUGAUUGCCGGUGGUGCCACUGCCAAACCCUUCAUUACACAUCACAAUGAUUUAAACAUGGAUUUGUAUAUGCGCAUUGCUCCCGAGUUAUAUCACAAAAUGCUUAUUGUCGGUGGUUUGGAUCGUGUCUACGAGAUUGGUCGUCAAUUCCGUAACGAAGGUAUCGAUUUGACACAUAAUCCCGAAUUCACCACAUGCGAAUUCUAUAUGGCCUAUGCUGAUUAUAAUGAUCUAAUUGAAAUAACCGAGCAAAUGGUAUCGGGUAUGGUCAAGGCCAUUCAUGGAACCUAUAAAAUUAAAUAUCACCCCGAAGGUCCUGAGGGUCCCGAGGAGGAAAUUGAUUUUACACCACCCUUCCGUAGGGUUAGUAUGAUUAAGACACUGGAGGAGAAAUUAAAUGUGAAAUUCCCCCCAGCCACAACGCUGAAUACCAAGGAGACAAAUGAUUUUCUAUCGGCAUUGUGUGUCAAACAUAAUGUAGAGUGUCCCGCACCCAGAACUACGGCUCGUCUGUUGGACAAAUUGGUGGGCGAAUUUAUUGAAGAGACCUGCAUCAAUCCCACCUUCAUUUGUGAGCAUCCACAAAUUAUGUCACCCUUGGCGAAAUACCAUCGCACCGAACCAGGUCUAACGGAACGUUUUGAAUUGUUUGUCAUGAAGAAGGAAAUUUGUAAUGCCUAUACGGAAUUGAACGAUCCCGUUGUCCAGAGGGAACGUUUCGAACAGCAGGCCAGUGAUAAGGCAGCCGGUGAUGAUGAAGCCCAAUUGGUAGAUGAAAACUUCUGUACCGCCUUGGAAUAUGGUCUACCACCAACUGGUGGUUGGGGUCUGGGUAUUGACAGAUUAACAAUGUUCCUCACAGAUUCCAAUAAUAUUAAGGAGGUCCUAUUGUUCCCCGCCAUGAAGCCAGAUGAUCCCAAUCGUGCCCAUCCUGCUGAACUUAGUAAUACCGAGGAACAGAAGAAAUAA
This is a messenger RNA of Musca vetustissima, 1743 nucleotides long. It is a transcript of the gene LysRS, whose product is annotated as lysine--tRNA ligase. Bases 1 to 1743 code for a protein of 580 amino acids. Gene Ontology annotation, biological process: lysyl-tRNA aminoacylation. The transcript is spliced from 6 exons. The record is from RefSeq and is a predicted model, not a curated record. Gene Ontology annotation, molecular function: ATP binding; lysine-tRNA ligase activity; tRNA binding. NCBI's taxonomy places the organism in Eukaryota, Metazoa, Arthropoda, Insecta, Diptera, Muscidae. Gene Ontology annotation, cellular component: cytosol; aminoacyl-tRNA synthetase multienzyme complex; mitochondrion.